Messenger RNA from Hemisphaericaspora subhashii, 792 nucleotides. It is a transcript of the gene MAM33, whose product is annotated as Mam33p. The transcript has a single exon. Gene Ontology annotation, biological process: cytosolic ribosome assembly. The coding region runs from base 1 to 792 and encodes 263 amino acids. NCBI's taxonomy places the organism in Eukaryota, Fungi, Ascomycota, Pichiomycetes, Serinales, Debaryomycetaceae. The record is from RefSeq and is a predicted model, not a curated record. Gene Ontology annotation, cellular component: mitochondrial matrix.
AUGUCCGGCUUACUUUCAACUACUUUACGUACUCAAUUAUCUAAAAGAUUAGCUACUGCUGCUAUUUCCAAGAGAUCAAUUCCAGUUUUAACCUCGUUACCUAAAUUGGCUUUAAUUAACAAUGUUCGUACCUUCUCCAACACUGCCAUUAACUUCAAUGCCCCAGAAAAAUCACUUAAAAGAGUCAUCAAUGAAGAAUUGAAGCUUGCUCAAGCUGUUCCUAAUGAAAUUGAUCCAGCUUAUGAAGAAUAUUUAGAAACUGAAGGUUAUAAAGUUGUCACCACCCCAGGUGAAUCUAGAGUCGAAUUAGUUAAAGUUGAUAAAUCAACUGGUAAUCUUAUCCAUGUUUUCUUUGACAUUGAUGAAGUUGCUUCUUUGCCAUUGAAUGAAGAAUUACAAGAAGACAUGGAACAAGAUGAAGAAGAUUCUUACGAUCAAGCUUUCUGUAAUGUUAAAGUAGUUGUUGAAAACCAAAAAGAAAACACCGGUUUGAUUUUGAAUUUAUUAUUACAAAGUAGUGAAGAAACUUUCUUGGUUGAAUCAGUCACUCCUCAUAAUAAUAUCUCUGCGCAUCUUAGACAAUCUGCUGGUGAAGCUGAUGCUGCAAGAGCUGCUUAUCAAGGUCCAAACUUUUCUGAAUUGGAUGAAUCUUUACAAACCGAAUUCGAAACUUAUCUCGCUGAAAAGGGUAUUAACAGUGAAUUGGCUGAUUAUAUUAUCACCUACACUGAACACAAGGAAGAAGAUGAGUACAGAAAUUGGUUAUCUUCAGUCGGUAAAUUCUUGAACUAA